Molecule: messenger RNA, 905 nt
Organism: Ziziphus jujuba (common jujube)
Lineage: Eukaryota; Viridiplantae; Streptophyta; Magnoliopsida; Rosales; Rhamnaceae
Exons: 2
Coding region: 16-699 (227 amino acids)
Source: RefSeq, a predicted model, not a curated record
UUUGGAUUUUAUUUCAUGUCUAUAUAUGUCCAUGGUGUACAGAAUGCUGGGUUUGUGUAUCCAGGAGAAGAAAUCCCAGAGUGGUUCAGCUAUCAAACUGGCGGUCAAGAUUCAAUCAAUAUCCAUCUUCCUCCAAAUUGGUUUAAACUGGGAUUGAGAUUUGCCAUUUGCUUUGUUUAUGUUGUGCUGAAUGGUUAUUAUGAUCAACUUAUCGAAGUUGAAUACGAAUUCAAUUUCAAAGCCAACACUAGUAACGGCGGUGAUGACCUUCUUUACAAGCAUGGUGGUGAGCUUACAAGAUUUUUUGGAAGAAUUAUUGAUUCAGAUCAUGUGUCAAUUGUUACGCAACCUCACAAACGCGGAGGAUUCUUUUGGCCUAUUUCUGAUGAUGAAUUAUUAGAAGUGUUUGGGCCAAACUGGUCCUCUAUCUGUCGCAACAUCACCGAGGCUUCUUUCCGUGUAUUCCACAAGGAUCAGAACGGUGUGAUUAUGAACAUUAAAAAAUUGGGGAUUCACCCCCUUAACAAUGGGUUUGAGGAGCCAAAUGUAGACGGGGGCAGUACUUCUAAAAGAGGGUUUGAUGAAUGUUCUUCUAAUCAACCCAAUGAAUACCAACAAAACCAUGACUCGCAUCCUCACAAUAUUUCCAAGAGAAUCAAGCUUAUGGGACAAUAUUUUUACCGUUUCUUUUUCAAAUGAAUAGCUGUUUUGGUAGAUAACACUAAAAGCUUUGAUGGAGGUCGGAGAGAGAGAGAGAGAACGCAGUAAGAAGGCUGAAACAGAGGAAUAAAGGGAGAUAAGGUUGACCGCCCGGUAACCGCAGAGCUCUUGGUUUGUUGUACAAGGGAGUAGAAAGGAGGGAAGAGAAACAGUCAAGAUCUAACGGUCUACAACUGGUUUUUUUU